ACAGAUACAAGUCUCACAGGUGUCUACUUCUCAGUCCUACCACAUUACAGACUUUACAGGGAAAUUAUAAUCUUCUGUAUAUAUGAGAGAGAUCAUCUACUGCUAUUUCUUUUUCCAAGUCCACCUGCUCAACGACACAAUAGCUUCACAUCAAUGGUCAAAAUGGCAGAGCUUACAGGACAUACAUCUUGAGUUCUUUUUAUGGUGCAGAGCCUAGAUGGUUGCACUCUUCAUGUACUGCAGGUGAUGAAACCCUAAGAAUCUGAAAAGUUUUAUGAAGCCCUGAAGAGGAAAUAAGGUUCCCAAGUCUAACCCGUAGCUAAUUGCUAAUGUAAAACGAUACUGUUGAUGCGUCACCAGAGCUAAUGCUUGCUCUAUCCAAACCAUUGCAAAGGUAUGCAGUAAGGAAAUUAUGACAUGAGUCAACUGCUACAAAGAAGAAUCAAGUGGAGCCAUUGUGUAAUACAUGUUUGUUGUACACAUAAGUUAUCAUCUUUUGCACUGGUGUUGAAAGGAAGUUCGUGGCCUCCUCUUAAUACGAAAUUUGUGGCACGCUACAAUUUCUACCAGGUACUCUUGCUGGACAGGACCACUGGACGCAUACUACCCAAUAAAUCAGGUUGCUAUUUCAAUGGAUACUCAAUUACUGGGUGUUUUGCAUCACUAGGCUCUCUGGUUCCCAUAGAUGUGAAAAACCUGUUAUGGUCUCUGAUCUUCUUCGCACAUUGUUACACUACUUAGUGUGGACUUGAAGUGCAAGCUGUAGGGAUAUGGCUUUCAGGGUAGCCACGCUAAGGAGCUGCUGGGACAACGGAAAAAAUGUAGGACCCACAUCCUGCUUCCAUAACUUUGCUCACGCCAUUGCACAACCAAUUCCAAUGGACAGCAUCAUCUUCGGCAAUCCCAUAGCGCCAAUAAAGGCAAAUCAGGAAAGGAUUGAAGGGAACAUUGCUUACAGAUUCCAAGAUGUCACUUUCUUCAAUGAGUCUAUGGAACUAAUGGCCGUCCCUAAAAAGAAGCUUCAUCCUCUAACAACUUCCUUAACAUGACAAUUAAUUUUGAACACGCUGAGAGUUCCAUUACAUAACCUUUUCAAAUUGCUAAAGCAGGUUACUCGUCACAAGAGUUACUCCAAAGCUCUUGCCAAUGAAUUGCAGGUUACUCGUCACAAGAGGGGGGAUACGAAAUGGACCAAAGGCAUUGAAACCUCAACUUAUGAUAAUCCGCUGCACAUUUGCCAUUGGUGUUGUGUUCAAAUGGUUUGUUUAGUCGAAAAAUCUUCAAAGUAUUAGCUUUGUUUGACUUGUCAUAAUGUAAAACAGGGUUCAUGCCGAGUCUUCUUUAUUGGCUGGAGCUUGGCGGUACUUUCAACAAAAUGGAAAUUUCAACGCCUCCACCGAUCAACAAAAUGGAAAUUUCACC
Molecule: messenger RNA, 1422 nt
Organism: Cuscuta campestris
Lineage: Eukaryota; Viridiplantae; Streptophyta; Magnoliopsida; Solanales; Convolvulaceae
Source: the annotation of a GenBank genome assembly